Molecule: messenger RNA, 1581 nt
Organism: Rotaria sp. Silwood2
Lineage: Eukaryota; Metazoa; Rotifera; Eurotatoria; Philodinida; Philodinidae
Source: the annotation of a GenBank genome assembly
AUGACUUUAUAUAAAUUAAUCAGAAAUUUACAAAUAUUAAAUUAUUUAAAUGAACUCAAUUUAGAUGAUGCAGAACAAGCUGUCGGUGUAUUGAUAAUCAAAAAUGGCAAACGUAUUAUCGAUGAAUACGAAUGGAAAUAUGACGACUGUGUCCUACCAAAAGACGAACAGCUUGUUAUAUAUGAAUUACAUGUUGGUGAUUUUUCUGGUGGUGAAGAUGAUCGAAAUUCUCGUGGUACAUUUAAAAAUGUAAUGAACAAGAUUGGUUAUUUAAAAGAAUUGGGUGUUAAUGCAAUUGAACUUAUGCCAAUCAAAGAAUAUCCUGGAAAUCAUUCUUGUUAUAAUCCACGAUAUCAUUUUGCUAUUGAAACAAGUUAUGGUCCAACAGCUGAGUUAAAAGAAAUGAUUGAUGAAAUGCAUAAAAAUGGUAUUCGUGUUAUUAUGGAUGGUGUAUAUAAUCAUAGCGAUUCUGCCGCACCAUUAACACAAGUUGAUCAUGAUUAUUGGUAUCAUCACUAUCCAAAAGAUAUAACUAUGUCAUGGGGACCUGAAUGGAAUUACAACUUCUUUGAUCCGAAGUACAAUAUUUGGCCAGCUCGAAAGUUUGUUGGUGAUUCAAUUCGUUAUGUUGUAGAAGAAUUUCAUAUGGAUGGUAUUCGUUUUGAUGCCGCUCGACAAAUACAAAGUUUCGAUUUUCUUCAUUGGAUUAUUUCCGAUGUUAAAAAAAUAGCUGGACACAAACCAUUUUAUUGCGUAGCGGAAUUUUUACCUGAUGAGCCUUGUAUAACAAAUAUUGAUGGUCCUAUGGAUGGAUGUUGGCAUGAUAGCUUCUAUUGGACGGUACGUGAUAUAUUACUUAAUAAUAAUGUUGAUAUGGGCCGAUUGAAAGCUUGUAUUGAUUGUCGACAACAAGGAUAUUUAGGUGUAGCAAAUGUUGUUAAUUAUAUUGGAAAUCAUGAUCAUGAUCGAAUGCUUGUUGAAUUAGGUAAACAACGAAAUAUAUUUGGUGAAGAAGCAUUUAAACGUGUACGUCUUGGUGUUGUCUUAAUGAUGACAAGUAUUGGUAUUCCAAUGAUUUGGAUGGGAGAAGAAAUUGGAGAAUAUAAAGAAAAAACAAUUGGUACUGCAAAAAUCGAUUGGUCAUUAAUUGCUGAUCGUCAAGAUAAUUCUAAUCAAAUAAAUAAAGGGUUAUUAAAUUUCUAUCGUGGUAUAAUUCGUUUACGUGAAAAGAAUAAAGCAUUUUUUACAACAAAUUUGAAUUUUAUUCAUGAAGAUGAUAAUAAUAAAGUGAUUGUUUAUCAGCGAUGGGCUGAUUCAGGUGAACGUGUUGUCAUUAUUGCUAAUUUAUCAGAAAAUUUUCUCGCUCGAUAUCGUGUACCGAAUAUGCCAGCAAAUGGUCGAUGGCAUGAAUGGACAUUUAAUUAUGAUGUGAAUGUUGAGAAUAAUGAAGUAUAUGUUGAUAUAGCUGAACAUGAAGCAAAAAUUCUUGUUUGGAUUGGUGAUAAUACUCAACCCCCACCACCUUCAUCAGAACCAGUAGUUAAAUCAACUCCUACUAAUGAAUCAAAUAAAACUACUUAA